Molecule: messenger RNA, 4235 nt
Organism: Scatophagus argus
Lineage: Eukaryota; Metazoa; Chordata; Actinopteri; Scatophagidae
Product: tumor necrosis factor receptor superfamily member 14-like
Exons: 10
Coding region: 1595-2359 (254 amino acids)
Biological process (GO): immune response; signal transduction; positive regulation of peptidyl-tyrosine phosphorylation
Cellular component (GO): membrane; external side of plasma membrane
Molecular function (GO): transmembrane signaling receptor activity; protein binding
Source: RefSeq, a predicted model, not a curated record
UACUGAAACUGAUGAGACCUCGCGGUUUACCACAUUACAUUAUUACCCUGCAACCCUGGGCUGCAGGAUGGUGUGUGUGGGGUCGAGUCAGAAUAGAAACGAGAACAGUUUGGUUUCUGAGUCUAAACAAGAGUGUGUGUUUGUGGGAUUGAGGUGACACGUCAGCCAGUGCAGCAGUGUGGCCCACUGAUAUGUUUUCAUACAUGAGUUUUAUUAGAAUUUUGUUGCUUUGUAUUGUUGUCAUGAAAUUGUUGUGAGCACAAAUGAAACAUCUCAUCAUAAGAAUCAUUUCUGUUUUAGUAACAGCAGAUAAAUGUUGAAACUAACUAGACUGCAGUGAGUGUGUGAAGUGAUCAGCAGAGGGGAAUAAAGAUGGCGGCUUUUCAGAUGUCACUGUGGCCAAAGGUGUCAUACACACACAUGCUGACAUUUAACUGAAUUAGAUUAAAUAAUUUCAAAUAAUACUAACAUUCAGAAAGGAAGAUGGAACAUGUCAGUGUGAGUCUGAUAGUGUUAUCUAGAGAGCUGAAGAGACGACUGCAGAGGUGGAAAUGGCUGAGACUCUGAGAGAUGUUCACUUGCUGGUCACAUGGAAAACAGAAGAACAGAAACAUGAAGUGCUGCAUAUUGGAAGGAUGGAAAAUGUUCAGUGAAAGAAGGAUUCCAGGAGUGUUUACUUGGAGAGAAAGUUCAAAUGGGACGCAUGAGCUUCCAUUGAGGUCCUUCAUGCUACAGACAGCAGAGGGACGGGCAUAUAGCAGCGGUCUGCACAGGAAGUCAGGAAGUUGAACAAGUAAAGUUGAGUUUCCAACAGAAGCUAUGCAGAGGCAGUGAAGAGGGUACAAGCACAAAGGGAAGAGACCGGAGGAGUGAACCAAUCUGUGAAAUGAGGUGAUCAGACAGAGAAACCUAACGCAGCACUGAUGGUGGAUGAGCUCAUUUUGUUCAUUGACUGUGGAAUCAAUUGUUCCAAUCAAGUCCAACAAAAGCACAGAGAAACUUUGAGAUAACUGAGACCAUAAAAGGAAAAGAGGACCUGAUUAUUCUGCAGUGGAAUGCAGGAAGUUUAAUGGCAAAGAGAUAAAAACACACAGAGAGGGGGAUGGGCGGAUUGGGGAAAGGAACAGAACUGGAACGGAAACUGAACUGCUUGUUAAGUGGACGAUACACAUUAAGUGUUGUCUUACAGUUAGGAGGGAAAGUGAUGUGCACAUGUUAUAACAAAUAACAUGUUGAGGGCUGAUUGUCAUGAUGACAGCGCGAUGGCAGCUGAAGAGUUCAUGGAGAAUAAAAAUGUUAGCUUACACGACAGAAGUUGUAUAAGAACAAACGGGGAGGCGCUACGUGAUACUUUGCUUUCGAUUUCGCCUCCCCAGGCGGAAGUCAGUUGUUUAAGAGCGAACAUUUUCAGUCUGUGACGAUCCGUUUGAAUGUGAAUUAUUAUCAGAGCCAAUGACGAAGUACUAAAAACCUGUACGUCGAUGUUCCGAAACAGCAAGGUUUCCAGAGGGCGUCCUUGUUGUGGAUUUUACUCGUCAGCUCAUCCCAAACCUCAGCGGAUGAUGUCUUCAGCCCUUGAAGACUGUCGUGUAAAAUGACGUGCAGAAGAACAUCUGUCAGAGCUGCAGCAGUGCUGAUGAUACUUGUGAUGAAUGUCUUCAGAGGACACUCCCUCACAUGUCGUCCAUUAGAGUAUCAGAUGGGGACUGAAUGCUGUUCCAUGUGUCUCCCUGGAUUUCGAGUUAAAACACACUGCACUGAGUUUAAAAGUACUUCCUGUCUGCGUUGCACUGAGGGAACCUUCAUGAGUCAUCCUACUGGUCUUCCACAAUGUUACACAUGUGCAAGCUGUGAUGCAGCUUCUGGUUUGAAAUUAAAAACUUCAUGUACAGCAACAUCAGAUGCUGUGUGUGAGCCACUGGAGGGAUUCUACUGCACAAACUCUGCAGAGGAGGGCUGUAAGGCAGCAGAGAAACACUCAAGCUGUCAGCCAGGACAGUACAUCAGUCAGAGAGGAACAGCAUUAAGAGACACUGAGUGCUCUGACUGCAGUGAGGGAACAUAUUCUGAUGGAACAUUUCCAUCCUGUCAGCCACACACACAAUGUGAAUCAGUGCAUCUUCAGCUGAUAAAAGCAGGGACUGUUUCAACUGAUGCUGAAUGUGGAGAGCAAAGUCCAGUCAGCAGAGGACUUGUGGUCGGCGUUGUGUCUGUAUUUCUUAUAGCAGCUGCAGCUGCAGCAGUUGCAUGGUGGCGUAUCAGAAAGAGGAAAAGCAGUGAAGAAAAAGAAAAAGCAAGAAAACAGAGUGAGGAACCUGUGCAUGCUGCUGAAUCAGUGGUGAUGGUUCGACAGCCAUAGUGACAGCAGCAGGUAAGACAGCAGUGUGUCCUUCAUUAAAAUGUCCAUCAGCUGUCCAGCUGAGCAGCGUUCUGUGGUGUGUUUAUGUGCAAAGUGUUGCUGUUUCAGCUCAAUAUUUUCCUCUCCUCAGGAUGCAACAGUUCAUGUGUAAACAUGCAGACUGUUUUGGACACUGCAGAGGAAAUGUUGUCUACAAUCCAGUUAUAUUCAUGUUAUAAUCGUGCGUGCACGUGUGUGUGUGUGUGUGUGUGUGUGUGUGUGUGUGUGUGUACAUGUGCGCAUGUGUGUGUCUCCUCCUGUUCUCUCUUGUGUUCCACAGGUGGAAGCUCCUAGAGUGGAUCCACCUGUGUAGCCAGGCGAUGCUGCUGAUUGGCCAGCUUUAAGCUUCAAUGGACCAAUCAUCAUUCCUGGACCUUUGUUUUUCAGGCUGUUUGGUUUGUUUUUUUACUUGGAAAAUGAAGGUAAAGCUGUUUGUGGGAGAUAGGGUUUGCUAAGUAAUAUACAUUUUUACAGUACAGAGAAGUUAUUUGUCUACAUACACCAGGUUUACUGAAUGUUGCCACUGACUGUAUUUAAUUAAUAAGUCUCUUCUUAGAUAAGAGAGGUAGGAGUUUUUUUUGUUCUUUUCUUGCAAUCUGUCGUGCUAAACGUGAUCUCCUGUGGGGGCCACACAGAGCUCACAGGGGGACCUGAACAUCAGACAGACUGAAAACUUUAUCUGUCAUAAAGAACAAUCAGCUGGAACUGAGGACGGAGACUCUCAGUCCUGAACUGCAACAGGAAGGGACAAAUGUUUGCUUUGACUGACAGCAAACAGGCUGGAUCAUGUGGGUGGUGCACAUGAAACCCCAGGUGGGUUCAGGUGCAGGAGAAAAGCAGCAAAUAGUCAGAAGAGUCCAUGUGCUGAAUAUUCCAAGUUCACAAGACAUCAUAUUGGUAUGCAGUUUGUGUACUGAAGCCCCACAGGGCUGUGAGCUGAGCCUGCAUGACACGACUGCUGAACUCAUCCUCCACAUUCCCUCAUUGGACACUUUGCUUUUGUCUUGUGCUGCAUAAUGAUUCACCGUAUAAAUAAGCACUGGAGAUACAUUGCUAAUGGUGAAUCACAGCAACAACGGAUAGGAAGAUGAAGAAUGUAAUUGCUGAAAAUUAUCAUUAUUAUCAUUUUUAAUAAUGAAGAGAUGGGGUGGGGCAGCAUGGUGAUGCAUUGGUUAGCACUGUUGCCUCACAGCAAGAGGGUUGCAGGUCGAAACCUGGUCUCUUUAGAGUUUGCAUGUUCUCCCUGUGCCUGUGUGGGUUUUCUUCAGGUACUCUGGCUUCCUCCCACAAUACCAAAAACAUGCACAUUUGAUUAAUUGGCUGCUCUCUAUUGUUGUCUGUUAUUGUGUGUCAGUACAGGUGUUCCUAAUAAAGUGCUCAACGAGUGUUCAUGUAUAUAGGUAUGAAUAACAGCUCUACAGCUAUAAUUCAUUAUUAUUAUAUAAAAGAAUUAAUGUAAUGUAAACAUUGAUAUGAAUAAUAUGAUGCAAAUUGAAACAGUGUUAGAUAUGUUACUACCAAAACUCUUAUAGUAAUACAAAUACGUAGCUCAGAAUAUAAAUGAUAUAAAUGACGGAUGCUGAAACAGGAGCUGCUUCUUUUUCUCCUUCUGCACUACAUUCUGUUUUUUUUUUUUUCUUUUGUUCCAUUCAAGCUGUUUUGCAGCAUUUCAUCUGGAAGUAUUGCCAAUGUAACUGAUUUACCUUUAGUUUAGUUGGGUGCCCAUAUGUAUUUAUAUAAUCCAUGGUUUAUGUGAAGAUAAUAUGAAGCUUGUCACACUCACUGAAUCUGUUUGUGGCAUGUGAUAAAAGUGAAUAAAAUUCUACUUUGAACACAA